AGCUUUCGUUUUACGGGUCGAGCGGUUUCGCGCGCAAUCCCGCCGUCGCCGAGAGUGCGUCGAAUACGAACUUCGCUCACAUCGAUCACAACAUAAACAAACAAUCAACCGUUCCGUUGCGAUGCACUAAUGAAUAAUCGUAAUAGGAAAAAAAUUAAUAAAUAAUCUAUCCACUCACGUGGUAUAUUGUUUCACGAUCGGAGAGCGUGUUCUUUUUUUUCGUGCGCACAUAGUUAAUUUCGCGAAAUUUUUUUUUUCUUUUUGCAUCGAUGAUGGCAUUUUACAGGACAUCUGGUCCGAUGACGUUCUACGGAGACGAUUAUCGGCCGGACGAUGAGCCGCCACCGGAGGCCGUCCUGGAAGAGAAACGGAUCCUGGAACACCAAUUCCGUCGUCCAUCGCCGUCGCGGUGGUCCUCGUCCACAACAUCGUCGUCCACCAUCCGGCCGCCAGCCGCGGUCAGGCACAGCGCGAACCGGUCGCUGCGCGCCAAGCCGUCCGGUAGCUCGCCCAGGCGGAGUCUACAACGGUCGUCGGCAUUCAGCAACCGGAGAUCAACGACGACGGCUAUCACAGACCGCGGACGGACAGCUUCCAUGCCGGCCGUACCAGUUAUCAGGCCUAGUCUCGGGAACGUGCCCAGACCGGACGGUCCAGCGCUCGAGGAGUACCGACUACGCAGUUUUUCCAUCACCGCCAGCGGCGUGUGCAACCUGGGUGACUUCGUGCGGUACGGGUCACCGCCGUCGUCCACCCGGCACCACAAACCAAUCGGGAAAAGGGAGAGUUGCCCCGCGUCCGUUUCCAGCACGCCGCAGCACGUGCAACAAAACAACGCGGGCGCCGUCUCCACGGCCGCCGCCACCGCCACCACGGCCACCGCUAAUUCGCACACGGUUUGCACGGAAUUCUCCAGAUUCCGAAAGCCCAGCACGGCGCUCAUAAAUAAGUUCAAAGCCAAUGACACGGUGGAAUCGUACAAGGUGGCGUUGCUAGGGGCUCCGGGAGUCGGCAAAACCACGAUAUCCGUACAGUUUUCCACAUCCGAUUACAUAUGUGUUUACGACACUUCCAUAGAUGAAGACUGCGCUUGCCGGACCAUCAGAGUGAUGAUAAACGGACAAGAAGCUGAACUAACCAUCAUCGACAUACCAUACGUGGAGAUGUCGAUUGAAACACUUUGCUCGACGUACAACCCAAAUGUAUUCAUUGUAAUGUACUCGGUAGUAGACGAAAGAAGUUUUGAAAUAGCAGAACAGAUGCUGCUGUUUUUGUGGAAAGGAGAGUACAUCCACACUAAAGGUGUAAUAUUGGUUGGUAACAAAUCAGACUUGGAACGAACGAGAAAAAUCCAAACGAAUGUUGGACGGAAUCUGGCGUACAGUUGGAACUGUAAAUUUAUCGAAACAUCUAGUGGCAUUGAUCAUAAUGUAGACAAGCUGUUGGUCGGUAUAUUAGCGCAAAUCAAGUUAAACCCAAUCAGAGAAAGGAUGUAUAACAGUAAAAGAAAAAAAUAUAGCAUUACAAAAUUAUACAAAGAUUUUUUGGCCUACCUAAGAGGUGUCAAGUCCAGUGAAAAUUUGUUCAGUAUAUGAUUUUUUUUAUUUAUUUUUUUUUUUCAUUGUGUUUCAAAAUGUUUUAUGAGGACCAAUUUCUUUCACUAAGAUCCGAUUUAUAUUUUUCCCCGAGUACAAGUACUACAUUUUUUAUAUAAAUAGUAUAUUCAA
Molecule: messenger RNA, 1727 nt
Organism: Sipha flava (yellow sugarcane aphid)
Lineage: Eukaryota; Metazoa; Arthropoda; Insecta; Hemiptera; Aphididae
Product: GTP-binding protein REM 1-like
Exons: 7
Coding region: 270-1595 (441 amino acids)
Cellular component (GO): plasma membrane
Molecular function (GO): calcium channel regulator activity; GTPase activity; GTP binding
Source: RefSeq, a predicted model, not a curated record